AUGCCUCCUGCACUGGAUGAUGUCCCGUCAUUGACGGAUGACAGCGCGAGCUUCGAUCUGAUUGCCCAUGGCCAUCGGGACCUGGUCCAGGCCGUCGCAUUUAAUGCAUAUGGCGACCGCUGUGCGACGGGCUCAGUUGAUGGCAAGAUUCGAGUCUUCAACCGCCAGAAGGACGGCACCUGGCGUAUGUGUGAUAAUUGGGGUGCCCAUCCCGGCGAGGUUCUAGAGCUCCAAUGGCUGCCGCCGACAAUAUACCCGAAUCUCAUUGCUUCUCUUGGUAUUGAAGGCCGUUUCAAGCUAUGGGCCGAAGACGACUCUGCCGCGCCAAGUCGGCGCUUCAGCUCUCGCGGCAGUAAUCCCAAGGCCGCCCACGAGAGCAGGUCAAACAAGUCACCAUACCGCUCCUUCUCAGUCAAGCAUAAUGAGGAGACCAGAUACACCUACUUCGCAUUCCUCGCAGCGGAUGGACAUCUAUACGUCCACGAGAGCGAGGAGCCUGAGAACUUGGCAGACUACACCGGCAUUGACGAUUUCCAGGCGCUGCCCAGGCCCAACCGUGGAGAGGAGACGUGUUUCAAGGUCCGCUUUGAUCCGAACCCAGAGCCCUGCUACAAGGCAUUGAGAGCCGGUGUGCCCACUGAUGCCCUGAGCCUGGUCGUUGCGGGCUUGGACUCUGUCAAGAUCUUCCGGUCCCGUGACACUGUGACCAGCUCUUUCGGCGCGGCUACCCGAGCAAGGGAGUUCUACCAGGCGGUUGAGAUCAGCGGACAUAGGGGCCUGGUCCGCGAUGUCGCUUGGGCACCCGGCAACUUCAGAGGCUACGACAUGAUCGCUACCGCCUGCCAGGACGGCUUUGUCAGGGUCUUCCGGAUUGACACUCCAUACAACAAGGAUGAUGGAAGGUCAUGGGCCGUUGCCGACAUCACAGGCAAGGACAGAGCCGGGGCCCACUCUGCUGCAGCGACCCAGGAUAGUCAGCCUCGAGGCCAACCCCAGGCGCACUCGGGCAUAAGGGCCGAGAUUGACAAGUCUGGCUCCCAUGGAGAACGCCUCAUCACCGGCCAGCCCGGUCAGAUCGAGCACACCGUGAGGGAGCUCUCCAAACUCGAGAGCCACCGCUCGCCCGUCUGGAGGGUCGGCUUUGACGAUGACGGUCAGAUUAUGGGUAGUGUUGGAGACGAGGGCAAGCUCAUGUGUUACCGCCAGAAACCGGAUGGCACCUGGGACAAGAGUUCAGAGUUGGGUAUGAUGAAGCAGAGGCUUGUCUUCCCGCACUCUAUUGCUGGUUAG
Messenger RNA from Neoarthrinium moseri, 1290 nucleotides. RefSeq lists its product as uncharacterized. Gene Ontology annotation, biological process: cellular response to amino acid starvation; positive regulation of TORC1 signaling. The transcript is spliced from 2 exons. Gene Ontology annotation, molecular function: protein binding; structural molecule activity. The record is from RefSeq and is a predicted model, not a curated record. Gene Ontology annotation, cellular component: nuclear pore outer ring; Seh1-associated complex. Lineage: Eukaryota; Fungi; Ascomycota; Sordariomycetes; Amphisphaeriales; Apiosporaceae. The coding region runs from base 1 to 1290 and encodes 429 amino acids.